Hemibagrus wyckioides is the source of this 2600-nucleotide messenger RNA. RefSeq names its product wingless-type MMTV integration site family, member 4 (gene wnt4). Gene Ontology annotation, molecular function: cytokine activity; frizzled binding. The transcript has 5 exons. The coding region runs from base 531 to 1589 and encodes 352 amino acids. Gene Ontology annotation, biological process: neuron differentiation; multicellular organism development; cell fate commitment. Gene Ontology annotation, cellular component: extracellular region. Lineage: Eukaryota; Metazoa; Chordata; Actinopteri; Siluriformes; Bagridae. The record is from RefSeq and is a predicted model, not a curated record.
GCGCUCAGAGCGGCGGCGCGUCACUGCGUCUGAUUCACACACACACACACUCUCUUACACACACACACACACUGCGCUCUCAACUUUACCGGAGUCUCGCGGGGAGGCGCGUUAAACGGGCGGCGCGCGCGGACAGACAAGACGAAACCGGGACCAAAGGGAGACACCGUGCGCGACAUAUUGCACAAAAUUUAAAAAAAUAAAUAAAUAAAUGAAAGAAAGAAAGAAAAGAAAAGAGAGACAGCACGCAUUCGAGGACACAGACUUAUCAGACUUCCCUCUAAGACUGAUUUUGUCAAGUUUGAUUUGAACUGUGCACGAGGAGGCACCGAGACGCGCGCGCGCUCCUCCGACUGGAUACCCCGUGUACGGAUUAAUCGCUGAAAGUUGGAUUUGCCUCCAAAAUAAUAAUAAUAAUAAUAAUAAUAAUAUCAACAAAAACGUUAACACGUGCACUCGCUUCUCUUCCUCCUGUGGAUUGUUUUGUUGUUGUUAUUAUUAUUAUUAUUAUUGAAUUAAUAAGUUUGAAGAUGAGCUCGGGCUGUUUGUUCAGGUCUCUGCUGAUGCUCUUCCUGGCGCUUCUCUCCGCCAACGCGAGCAACUGGCUGUAUCUGGCCAAGUUGUCGUCGGUGGGGAGCAUCUCAGACGAGGAGACGUGUGAGAAGCUGCGAGGUUUGAUCCAGAGGCAGGUGCAGAUCUGCAAGCGCAACGUUGAGGUGAUGGAUGCCGUUCGCCGGGGAGCUCAGCUGGCCAUCGACGAGUGCCAGUACCAGUUCCGUAACCGACGGUGGAACUGCUCCACGCUGGACUCCAUGCCUGUCUUCGGGAAGGUGGUCACGCAAGGCACGAGGGAGGCGGCGUUUGUCUACGCUCUCUCAGCGGCAAGCGUUGCAUAUGCGGUGACCAGGGCAUGCAGCAGUGGGGAGCUGGAGAAGUGCGGCUGUGACCGGAACGUGCAUGGCGUGAGCCCUCAGGGGUUCCAGUGGUCGGGGUGCUCGGACAACAUCGCCUACGGAGUCGCCUUCUCCCAGUCCUUUGUCGACGCCAGGGAAAGAGGCAAAGGGCAAUCGUCCAGCCGAGCUUUAAUGAACCUCCAUAAUAACGAGGCAGGAAGGAAGGCGAUUCUGAACCACAUGCGAAUAGACUGCAAGUGCCACGGUGUUUCCGGCUCGUGCGAGGUGAAGACCUGCUGGAAAGCCAUGCCUCCUUUCCGCAAGGUUGGCAACGUGAUCAAGGAGAAGUUCGACGGCGCCACCGAGGUGGAGCAGCGCAAGGUGGGCACCACCCGAGUUCUGAUGCCACGCAACUCGCAGUUCAAACCGCACACGGACGAGGACCUGGUCUACCUGGACCCGAGUCCCGACUUCUGCGAGCACGACCCAAGGACGCCGGGCAUGCUGGGAACGGUGGGCCGCUUCUGCAACAAGACCUCGAAAGCCAUUGACGGCUGCGAGCUCAUGUGCUGCGGGCGCGGCUUCCACACGCAGGAGGUGGAGGUGGUGGACCGGUGCAGCUGCAAAUUCCACUGGUGCUGCUACGUCAAGUGCAAACAGUGCCGCAAGAUGGUGGAGAUGCACACGUGUCGGUGAUGCUCUCUUUCAGAAAAACCCCCUCCCUUCACUUUCCCUCCACUGAACUGAAUGGAAAAAACUCCCUCUUUCCUUCUGACUCCAAAUAGAAUAAAAGAAAAAGAAUAAAAAAGGGAAGAUAGGAAGGAGAUAUUCACAGAUUCAUCCAGUUAUAAAAGAACAUGUCAUACAUGGGACAAAAUUUUAGGGGCAAAUAGAGUUCUUUUUUAUUUCAAGUCCCACUUGAGAGUAUUUUUCUCUCCAUUUUUUUGUGGUUACUUUCUUAUUUUUGUAUUGUUUUCUAACUUAUUGGAAUCGGAGUGAUUUUUUUUUUGUAUUGUGACUAGCUCCAGUGGGAGUGGUAUAAGGGUGGAGGAGGGUCGGAUGGACAAGUGAACAUUGGGGUGGUUGAAGGAGACGAGGAGACUUCCCCCUCCCGCUAUCGAUGCUGCUUUAGGAUCUUAUCUGGAGACACGGACAUCAAGGGAAUUAUCUAAGAUACUGAGAUGCAGUCCAGGUGUACAUCUAUAUUAUUUUUUAUUUCAUUUGUCAACAGCAUUUUUAGAUAGAGAUGGACAAUUUUAUGCUGCUUUUAAAAGAAAAUCACUCACGUAAUGUACAGCAUUGGUCUUUUCUAUAUAUAUAUAUAUAUAUAUAUAUAUAUAUAUAUAUAUAUAUAUAUAUAUAUAUAUAUAUAAAUUUCUAUUAAGGAGUAACAAACUGGAAAAUCCUUGUUGUUGUUGUUAGUCAAAAGGCAGACCUGCACAAAUUAUAUGUGUAUAAAAAUCCAGUCGUUAGUUAGUUUAGCGCCGAAAAACAGAUUGCCGGCACGGAUCUGCGACCGUGUUUCCAAAUCUACGCUACGCAAGUUCGGACCAUGGAUACCAUUGCGGUGACUCCAGCACUUUUCAUCUCCAGACGCACAUGCCGCAAAAAAUCUCAGAGCAUUCCCUCUUCCCAUAAACGUGAAGCAGAGUGAUUGAACUAUUUAUGACCGUGUACAAAAAGAAAGAAAAGACAAGACAAGAAAAA